Propithecus coquereli (Coquerel's sifaka) is the source of this 1859-nucleotide messenger RNA. It is a transcript of the gene ANGPTL4, whose product is annotated as angiopoietin-like 4. Bases 144 to 1379 code for a protein of 411 amino acids. The record is from RefSeq and is a predicted model, not a curated record. Gene Ontology annotation, biological process: triglyceride homeostasis. Gene Ontology annotation, molecular function: enzyme inhibitor activity. The transcript has 7 exons. Lineage: Eukaryota; Metazoa; Chordata; Mammalia; Primates; Indriidae.
CCUGCGGCUUCUUUCCAGGGGCUUCUGCACCCGACUGAGCGAGUCUCCACCAGGUCCCCCGCAUCUCCAGCGGUCGCAUAUCCAGACCUCGCGCCCCCAAGUCCCGGAGUCUCAGCGUCCCUGCGCCCAGGCUGCCUGAGAGGAUGCGCUGCGCGCCGACGGCUGGCGCAGCCCUGGUGCUCUGCGCUGCCACCGCCGGGCUGCUGAGCGCUCAGGGCCACCCCGCGCCGCCCGAGCCGCCGCGCUUCGCGUCCUGGGACGAGAUGAAUGUGCUGGCGCACGGGCUGCUGCAGCUCGGCCACGGGCUGCGCGAACACGUGGAGCGCACCCGCGGCCACCUAGGCGCGCUGGAGCAGCGCCUGAGCGCGUGCGGGGCAGCCUGCCAGAGCCCCGGGGCAUCCGCCGCGCCCCCUCAAGUCCCCGAGAGCCCGGUCGCCGGACGUGAGGCGGCCCCCGAAGCCCUCCGCAGCCUGCAGACACAGCUCAAGGCCCAGAACAGCAGGAUUGAGCAGCUGUUCCAGAAGGUGGCCCAGCAACAGCGGCACCUGGAGAAGCAGCAGCUACGAAUCCAGAAUCUGCAGAGCCAGAUUGGCCUCCUGGCCCCGACCCACCUGAGCAAUGGGAUGGCCAAGCCUGCGCGAAAAAAGAGGCUGCCCAAGAUGGCCCAGCUCGUUGGCCCAGCCUUCAACGCCAGCCGCCUGCACAGGCUGCCCCGGGACUGCCAGGAGCUGUUCGAGGAGGGCGAGAGGCAGAGCGGACUGUUUCAAAUCCAGCCUGAGGGGUCCCCACCAUUCCUGGUCAACUGCAAGAUGACCUCAGAUGGGGGCUGGACAGUCAUUCAGAGGCGCCAAGAUGGCUCUGUGGACUUCGACCGGUCCUGGGAAGCCUACAAGGCCGGCUUCGGGGACCCCCAAGGCGAGUUCUGGCUGGGCCUGGAGAAGGUGCACCGCAUCACAGGGGACCGCGGCAGCCGCCUGGCCGUGCAGCUGCAGGACUGGGACGGCAACGCAGAGUCGCUGCAGUUCCCCGUCCACCUGGGGGGCGAGGACACCGCCUACAGCCUGCAGCUCACGGCCCCCGUGGCCAGCAAGCUGGGCGCCACCAUGGUCACACCCGGUGGCCUCUCCCUGCCCUUCUCCACUCGGGACAAGGACCAUGACCUCCGUGGGGACAAAAACUGCGCCAAGAGCCUCUCCGGUGGCUGGUGGUUCGGCACCUGCAGCCACUCUAACCUCAAUGGCCAGUACUUCCGUUCCAUCCCGCGGCAGCGGCAGCAGCGUAAGAAGGGAAUCUUCUGGAAGACCUGGAGGGGUCGCUACUACCCGCUGCAGGCGACCACCAUGUUGAUCCAGCCCACAGUGGCUGCAGCAGCCUCCUAGUCUCCCAGCUGGGGCCUGGUCCCAGGCUCAUGGAGGACAGUGACUUUGGCUUUGGCCCAGGAGGUGGCCGCUCCCUACCCGGGCAGGGGCUCCAAGCAGCGGCCAUCUGGAGCCUUGUGGACAGAGAGGAAGUCCACGACUGGAGAGGCCCCCUUUCUUCGUGGGGGGCUGCACGCAUUGCCCUCUGAGAACAGGGCCACAGGGCAUGCACUGACCCUGGAAGCGUGGGACCACAGGACAUUGAGACCCACUCCUCGCCCGCCCGAGGUGUGGGGGAUGCAGAGGGACCACUCGGGGACAGCCGGGCUGGCCUCAUUGGUAGACUCAGUCACAUUGACUGGCUGGAGGACCAGGGCUCCCAGGGGCCGCGGGCGCCGCCCUCACAGUGCUGUUGUAUGUGGGUCCCCUGGCACGAGCCGGUGCCAGCGGUGUCCAGGCGGAGCUCACAGAGUUCUUGGAAUAAAAACAACCUCAGAACAU